Soboliphyme baturini is the source of this 216-nucleotide messenger RNA. Lineage: Eukaryota; Metazoa; Nematoda; Enoplea; Dioctophymatida; Soboliphymatidae. The record is from the annotation of a GenBank genome assembly.
AUGCUCCAGAAUGGAAGGGGAAGCAACUUGUACUUGUUCAGCCGACUGGCAAAAGAUCCAGGAGACGGCGAAGAUCAACCUGGGACAUGGGCAUUGAAAGAGUUUGUUCUACAACUCCAGUUGUGCUCUGUCGAAGCUGAGACGCUGGCACAGGGUCAGGAAUGUUUGAAGAAGUGUGACGCGUGCUUGAGCGACCAAAAACACAAGAGACGGUAA